AUGAGUUAAAGUAAAAAAUAAUCUCAAUUUGAAGAAUAAAUGCAAUCUUCUUAGGGAUUUAAAUAAGAUUACCAUAUGAAUGGAUAAAUUGAAGAAUUGAUGGAUCAAUUAGAUUAGGAACAUGAUAGUGAAGAUGAGGGUUUGGAGGAGUAUAGGAGAGAAGGAUAUCAUCCGGCUCAUAUUGGUGAAGUCUUACUAAAUAGAUAUGUUGUUAUAUAAAAGUUGGGAUGGGGACGCUUUUCUACUGUGUGGUUGGCUAAAGAUUUUAAAUAUGAUUCCUAUGUAGCAAUAAAAAUUUUAAAGAGUUCCCCUAAUCAAUAGGAAACUGCAUAUGAUGAAGUCGAAAUUCUAUAUAAAAUUGCUUAGAAUGUGUAGAAUCCAGUGUGGAUCUAAUCAUUGAAAGAAUAUUAUGCAGAUUAAGGAAGAACCUCAUUCAAUAGAGAUGAUACCCAUACUGUUUAAUUGUUGAAUUCUUUUUUGUACAAAGGACCUUAUGGUUAUCAUUUUUGCAUGGUAUUUGAGAUAUUGGGAGUCAAUCUAUUAGAGAUUAUUAAACAGUAUGAAUUUAGAGGAUGUCCCAUGAAUAUUGUUCGAAGAAUGGCUUAAUAGCUUUUGAUUGGGUUAGAUUAUUUACACAGAAUUUGUGGUGUCGUCCAUACAGACUUAAAACCUGAGAAUAUUCUAUUGUGUUUGUCUGAUGAGGAGAUUAAAUAUAUAGCAGAAAAUGGAUAAUUGACAUCGAACUAACUGUUUUCUGAUAGAAUAAAUAUUUAUAGAUAAAUUUUAGGAAUAGGGGAAGACAAAUCAGCUGUUGAAGAGGAAAAUACACUUUAGAAAUAAGAGGAAAAUGAUUUAGAUUCACAAUCUACAAAUUUAACAAAAACUCAAAAGAGAAAAUUAUUAAGAAAAAAAAAAUAAUAGCAAGAAUAAUAAAAUGAAUUGAAGAACCAAAAUCAUGAAAAACCUAAAUCAAUAAAAGAAUUAUUUUAACAAUAACAAUAAAUCUCAUGUAAAAAAAAAAGAAAAUUGCCAGACAACUUUCGUAUAAAAAUAGCGGAUCUUGGUAAUGCUUGUUGGGUGCAUCAUCAUUUCUCAGAAGUGAUUCAAACAAGACAGUAUAGAUCUCCUGAAGUUUUGUUAGGAAUUUCAUAUAAUUAAACUGCAGAUAUUUGGAGCUCAGCAUGCGUAAUAUUUGAAAUGUUAACUGGAGAAUGGCUUUUUGAACCAAGCCAAGGCCCAAACUUUUCAACAAAUGAAGAUCAUUUAGCCUAAAUUUAAGAGCUAUUAGGCAAGUUUUCAAUGGAUUAUAUUGCAAGGGGUUUAAAAGCAAAAAGAUACUUUACUAAUGAUGGAAAGAUGAAACGAAUUCCUUAAAUAAAUUAUUGGACUUUAUUAACUAAGUUAAUUGAGAAAUAUAAUUUCAAAUAAGAAGAAGCUUUGUAAUUUGCUUCAUUUAUAAUGCCUAUGUUAAAUGCAUUACCAGAAUAUAUAACAACUGCUUAAGAAGUUUUGUAGAGAGAAUUGUGUUCCAAGAAUGUGGAUGAUUAACAGAGAUUUACUGUUUUGAAGAAAUAUUUGGGUCAUAUAUUUUCAUUUUAGAAUUUCAGACAUAAUAUUCCAAAUUCUGGUUGGUUGAAAGCCAUAACUAAUUAUUAGAUUGGACAUUUUAUGAAUGAUGAAGAAUUCAGGAAAUAUCGUAAUCAAAAGAGAGAAGAUUAAGAAAAGGAAGAUGAUUUAAACAUUAUGGGUAUUCAAAACUCAUUAUUAUCAAAUAAUCAAAGAGCUUAAAAAAGGUCUUAUGAUGGGUCGAAUUCGUAAACUUCUUAACAGGAUUAAAAUAUUAAAUAAGAUGGAAAAUAUGUGGAUCAUAGAGUGAUUGAUAGGUCAUUUACAGAUUUAGGAUAUAUAGGAUAUGGAGACGGAAUUGAUUUAGAAUAAUUAGAUAGCACAGGGAAUUGGUAGUUUAAUUGA
Paramecium tetraurelia is the source of this 1971-nucleotide messenger RNA. RefSeq lists its product as uncharacterized. NCBI's taxonomy places the organism in Eukaryota, Ciliophora, Oligohymenophorea, Peniculida, Parameciidae. The transcript has 9 exons. Gene Ontology annotation, biological process: protein phosphorylation; spliceosomal complex assembly; regulation of mRNA processing. The record is from RefSeq and is a predicted model, not a curated record. Gene Ontology annotation, molecular function: protein kinase activity; ATP binding.